Molecule: messenger RNA, 708 nt
Organism: Penicillium arizonense
Lineage: Eukaryota; Fungi; Ascomycota; Eurotiomycetes; Eurotiales; Aspergillaceae
Exons: 4
Coding region: 1-708 (235 amino acids)
Cellular component (GO): membrane
Molecular function (GO): transmembrane transporter activity
Source: RefSeq, a predicted model, not a curated record
AUGAGUCCGCGGCCUACAGCCGAGUCCUGGUGUCUUCUUCUUAUCAGGGACCAAUUACUGAAUUCUUCUUUCAACUACAUCAGUCAAUCAUUGCUGCCCCGGACUUAUUAUGCGGGGUGUAUACAUCUAGAGUAUUUGGAUAAUAGCACUGCCGAACCAACAAAGGAAGACUAUGCACGGAAGAUUGACCGUCGAAUUCUGCCCUUGGUAGCUUUGACUUACCUCUUGUGCUAUCUGGACCGGACCAACAUCGGGAACGCAAAAGUCCUCAAUAGCGACACAGAUGAUGAUCUCAUGUCUUCGAUUGGCGGUGGUUGUUCAUCAUCGAGGGCUUACCAUUGUAAUUUUUGGCUGUCGCCGUUUCAGAGUUACCCAGAGAAGGCAAAGUGGCUCACUGCUAAAGAAAAGUCUAUUCUGCAAGCCUCAUUUGGUCAGAAUAUCCCUCGAGGCGCCACUGCAGCAUCACUAGCAAGUGGUCCCAAUAUUGCGUUCACCGGACCACGUCAGAUCAUAGGCGUGUGGAUCUAUCAAGAUCAACCGGCCCUUCGUUAUCAGACUGGUCAUUCUGUGAAUGCUGCUAGUCAAUUUCCUGCAAUGCGUUCGCAUUGGGUCUCUGGUGCUCUCAUCGGCGACGGAAUGCUAAUCUUGCUCCGGGUGAGCAGAAAUGGAUUCCCUGAUUUGAUUCUGAUGUUUUGUGUGCUCCAGUAA